UUCUGCCGGCCGCCCCGAGGGUAGAGGCCGAGCCUUGACUGACGGCUCCCAGCUACCCAAUGGGAAGCGGCCCGAGUGGCCACGCUAGCCAGUGGCAGAGAGGAGGAGGCGGGGCUUAGCGGCAGCGAGCGUCAGGAAGCGAGAGGAGCGCGGGGAUAAGGGCUCGUUUUCUUACCAGCGUCCAUCAUGGUGGGUUCUAAAGGGGAGCGGGGGGGGGGGGUAAAAAAUGACCAGCGGAACGGGGUGCCACUGGACCAAGGUGGUCGAGGCGCUGAUCGGCUGCUCCUGGCUGAAUCCCGCCUCUGCCAAGAUGGGAGCCCUCGGCCAGGCUCUGGGUGCGAAUCGCCGGGGGACGGAGAGGCCGGGGAAAGGCGGCUCCCCUUCCCGCAGAUCCCCUGGGAAAGAGGAGGGUGGGUGUGCUGGGCUCUGGCCUGAUCCAGCCCGGGAUCGUCCCCGGGCUCUGGUAGAAGCGAUAGCGAAAGUGGUUCCAGGCGCCCCCCCCCCGGGGGGUUGGGGAAAUCGAGGUUUUCUUUAUUGUCUGCAUUGGGGCACAUGGGGCUGGUCCAUCUGGGAAGGUAGUGCAUCUGGGACAGAGUUUCCCCAAACUUGGGCUUGCAGCUGGUGUGUGGUUUUUGGACUACAGUUCCCAUCAUGCUUUUAGACCAGUGGUCCUGAUGGCGCUGUAGAAGCGAUGGCUCUGGUAGAAGCGAUAGCGAAAGUUGGCGCCCCGUAAAGUGGCCCAGGGUUGGGGGAAUCGAGGCUUUCUUUAUUGUGCACGUAGGUUCUCAACCUGUGGGUCCCCAUAUGUUGUUGGACUACAACUCCCAUCAGCCCUGAGCUCUGACCUUGCUAGUUAGGGGUGAUGGGAGUUGAGGUUCAACAACAUUUGGGACCCGCAGGUUGAGAAAAGCUAACAUAGGGGCACAUGGGGCUCAUCCAUCUGGGAAGGUAGUGCAUCUGGGACAGCGUUUUCCCCAAACUUGGGCUUGCAGCUGGUGUGUGUUUUUUGGACUACAGUUCCCAUCAUGCCUGACUACCGGUCCUGCUAUAGCUAGGGAUGUGGGUGGCGCUGUGGUCUAAACCACUGAGCUCCAUGGGCUUGCUGAUCAGAAGGUUGGCGGUUCAAAUCCCCAUGACGUAUCGUCCCGGGCUCUGGUAGAAGCGAUAGCAAAAGAUGGCCCCCGUCCAGUGGUUCCAGGCGCCCACCUGGGGUUAGGGGAAUUGAGGUUUUCUUUAUUGUCCACAUAGGGGCAGAUGGGGCUGACCAUCUGGGAAGGUAGUGCAUCUGGGACAGAGUUUCUGCAAACUUGGGCUUGCAGCUGGUGUGUGUUUUUUGGACUACAGUUCCCAUCAUGCCUGACCACUGGUCCUGCUAUAGCUAGGGAUGCGGGUGGCGCUGUGGUCUAAACCACUGAGCCCCUUGGGCUUGCUGAUCAGAAAGUUGGAGGUUUGAAUCCCUGUGAUGGGGUGAUCUCCCAUUGCUCUGUCCCAGCUCCUGCCUACGUAGCAGUUCGAAAGCACACCGGUGUAAGUAGAUGUGGCGGGAAGGUAAACAGCAUUUCCAUGUUAGUCAUGUUGGCUACAUGACCCAGAAAGCUGUCCGUGGAAAAUCGCCGGCUCCCUCGGGCUGAAAGCAAGAUGAGCGCUGCACCCCAUAGUUGCCUUUGACUGGACUUAAUCAUCCAAGGGUCCUUUACCUUAUAGCUAGGGAUGAUGGGAGUUGUAGUCCAAAAAUAGCUGGAGGCCCACGUUUGAGAAAGAAGAUUCUGCUCUUAAGCGUCUGCUGCCUUGCGGGGAUAUCUUUGGGAGAAGAAAAUGUUAAGGAGUGCACAAAUCUGUAGUGGGGUCCCUAACACAGCCUUGUAUGCUUCUUGUAUGCCAGUGUGGUGUAGUGGUUAAGAGCGGUAGACUCGUAAUCUGGUGAACUGGGUUCGCUUCCCCGCUCCUCCACAUGCAUCUGCUGGGUGACCUUGGGCCAGUCACACUUCUCUGAAGUCUCUCAGCCUCACUCACCUCACAGAGUGUUUGUUGUGGGGGAGGAAGGGAGAGGAGAAUGUUAGCCGCUUUGAGACUCCUUCGGGUACUGAUAAAGCGGAAUAGCAAAUCCAGACUCCUCUUCUUCUUCUUUCUAACAACAACUGCAGCCAAGGUGGUGCUUAACGUAUUGCUCUGCUUUCCUCUGAACCGCAUCAGCGAGGCAGAGAGUUGGUCUUGUCGUCCGUGCAGCCCAGGAUCUCCAUAUGCACUGCACAGUCUUGUUCCCCAGGGAGGUCACUUUGGUGUUGCUAGCGCAGCAUUUUGACUUCGCCCCCAGAGGCGCACUCUAUUCUAACAACAUUUGGAGGAAAGUGGGAAUCGUGUCAGAUCUCUGACACACUUUCCUUACAUGUGUGUAGUUGACCUUCCUACCGAAGAGGCUCACACAUAGUGGUCUGAUUUGGAGAAUCUCCAUCCCAGUGAAAAAGUGUUGCCGAAUUGGUUCCUUAAUAAUGUUGACUAACCAGCCUGCCUUCUCCCUCCUUUCCCAGUCUAUUAUGUCCUAUAACGGUGGGGCCGUAAUGGCCAUGAAAGGGAAAAACUGUGUUGCCAUUGCCGCUGACCGGAGGUUUGGCAUUCAAGCCCAGAUGGUGACUACGGAUUUCCAGAAAAUUUUCCCAAUGGGAGACAGAUUAUUCAUCGGUUUGGCUGGACUCGCCACUGAUGUUCAGACAGUGUAAGUAUUUAUUCUUGCUCAAAGCAAGAAAAUCGGUGUUGUCCAGUGCUAGGGGCCUUGGGAACUGUUUUUGGGAGGUUCGUGGCUAGAUUUUUGUGAAUUGCUGCUCUUUCGGUCUUGGUAUCCCCAACUCUUCCAAAAUGGGAAGAGUGGCUCUCUUGGCAAGGUUGCUUGGAAGUUGCGAAUAUCAGAAAAUAGAAAACAAAUACAGAUAAUGUUUUGUAGUUUUUCUCAUCACCUGAGCUGUUGGACAGGGACAGUUUUUUCCAGAGGCAAAAAUUCCCUGCAGCUGAGCAUGUUAUAGAUCACCAACACACACACAUCCUGUGAACUAAAGGGUAAAAUAUUCAGUACCUUGAGGGUUUGUUUUCGUUUGCUUUUUUAGAAAACAGAAGCCAAGUUCCUGUUGUUGUUGUUGUUGUUGUUAAAUAUUAUUUUAAUGUUUUAAUGUUUCAGUAUUUUAAUUUUGUUUUUAAGUUGUAUUCAUUCAACUUGUUUUUAUUAUUGCUUGUUAGGCGCCCCGAGCUCAGCCUUGGCUGGGGAGGGCGGGGUAUAAAUAAAAAUUAUUAUUAUUAUUAUUUUAAAAAUGAGCUAAAUGUUCCCCUCUUAAAACAGAGAUGGUAAACCAGUGAACUCUAGAUGUUUUUGGACUCCCAAUUCCCAUUAUCCCCAGCCAGCAUGGCCCAUGGUCAAGGAUAAUGGGGUUUGUAGUCCAGCAAUAUCUUUGUCUUAGAACAAUGCAAUUUUGAAUUGAAACUCAAAUCAGAUCAAAUGCAAACAUGUUUUAGGAAUGGCUUAUUAAAUGACAUUGCCUAAUUUUUUUCACAGGGUGUGUGUUUAAGAGCAAUAACAUAUUGGCAUUAAAUAAUCUCCCCCACCCCAAUUCGUAGAGACAAUAGGUUCAAAGUUCUAAAUUUUAAGCUGAAGUUAUCAAAUUGUGAGUAGUAGAGAAGUCUGGGCUUCCAGCCGGUGCAGGUUUUGCAAAGUACUUGCAUAGAUCUGUGUUGUAUCCUGCAACAACUAAGCCUAUGAUCUUGGUCUUAUAAAAAAAAUAAAGCAAGCAAACAUAGACGAAACUGGAGAUUACUCAAAUUAGUCCAAAAUUCUCCAAUAAACAACUAUCCGCCAUGGCAUAGGGAGCAGUUGCAGAAUGUCCUGAGAUAUGUACAUUGUGCUUCCUCAGCCACCAAGUGGAAAAUGGAUUUAGGGCCUUAAAAUGAAAUAAACACCAGUUUUUGUCUCUUUAACAGCGCUCAAAGGCUCAAGUUCCGGCUGAAUCUUUAUGAGCUGAAAGAAGGCCGGCAAAUCAAACCGCAGACCCUGAUGAGUAUGGUAUCUAACCUGCUGUAUGAGAGACGGUAAAGGAUUUAAAAGAAUUGCAUUUCAGCUAAGAAGUUCAGUAACAUUGGAGGGGGGGGGGACAUGAAUGCAUGGGCUUGAACUGAAGAUAAAUCCUAGAACAGAUUGAAGCCCUAGCUGCAACUAAACUCCUGGAAUCUCUGCUGGCUGGUGGGUUCUGUUGAAGCACCAGUUUGAUUUGGAAGAGACAAGGAGGUCCCUGUGGCCCAUCCCUCCUGCUCAAAGCAUCCAUCCUGUGGUCCUGUGGCCCAGCCCUCCUGCUCAGAGCCCGUGUGGUGUAGUGGUUAAGAGCGGUGGACUCGUAAUCUGGUGAACCGGGUUCGCGUCUCCGCUCCUCCACAUGCAGCUGCUGGGUGACUUUGGGCCAGUCACACUUCUCUGAAGUCUCUCAGCCCCACUCACCUCACAGAGUGUUUGUUGUGGGGGAGGAAGGGAAAGGAGAAUGUUAGCCGCUUUGCGACUCCUUCAGGUAGUGAUAAAGCGGGAUAUCAAAUCCAAACUCUUCUCUUCUUCUUCAAAGACGGGAUCAUCCAUCUGCCAACCCCCUCAAAUUGUCAGGGAAUGGUCUGAAUCGGAAGAUGGGGGAAUGCAUUCUCAGGCAGAUCAGCUUGGCUCUGAAGAGGAGGAGGGGGAAGUUUCGCCUUCCCUGUUUCCAGCAGUUUCAGGAGCAGAGAGAGACACAGACAUGGAGCAGCUUUGACAGGAGUUGCCUAGUUACGAGAUAAUGGAAAGAGAAACAAGGGAGGGAACAGCCAGCAGAGAUGUCAUUAGAGCAGCAGUUUUCAACCUGUGGGUCCCCAGAUGUUGUUGGACUACAACUCCCAUCAUCCCUGAGCUCUGGCCUUGCUAGCUAGGGGUGAUGGGAGUUGUAGUUCAACAACAUCUGGGGACCCACAGGUUGAGAAAGGCGGCAUUAGAGAGUGUGGGGGACCCUCCCUCUCCAGGAACUAGGAGGUCCAUCCGUAUUAGAGAACAAAGAAUGCAGAGAGGAGGAAGAGGAACCUCCCAUUGGCAUCCAGGAUGUUGCCAGGGAUGGAAGUGGGAGAAUUGUGGAUUUUUGCUUGCUGAAUAAAAAGGACUAUAAAAUAUUAACUUCUGGUUAAUUUUUGUCUGUGAAGUUACCGAAGGGAAGGGAGGACUCUGCACACCUGAGACAAAUCAAUACAUAUGUCAGGCCAAAAGCUGGUGUACUGCAAAAAGUGCUCUGGGUAGCUCUAGCAAGCUACAUCUGAACUGGAGGGGCUGGGGAGUUCUGCCCUUCUCUCCAGAUAUUUGAAGAUCUGGCCAAUUCUAAGCAUAACCUAAACUUGUCUGCUUAGGCAUCCCAAUGGAAAUGUGAUUGGAUGUAUUUUCCUGCCGCUUCCCUUUUUCUCGAAGUUGGGUUUUUAAUAGCUUUUUUUUAGCAUAGCUUUGUCAUGGUUAGAUGGUGUUUGGGACGAGUUUACUGAAUGGAUAGCUAACACGCCUUUUCCUGCUGCUUUCAGGUUUGGACCUUACUACACGGAGCCAGUGAUAGCCGGCUUGGACCCGGUCACGUACGAGCCCUUCAUCUGCUCCUUAGACCUGAUCGGCUGCCCAAUGACAACGGAGGACUUUGUGGUCAGCGGGACUUGCGCAGAGCAGAUGUACGGCAUGUGCGAGUCCCUGUGGGAGCCAGACAUGGUAAGAGGGAUGCCGCCUUAGCCAGGAGCACACAAGAAGCAUGGGCAUGAGUGUUUCUGCUUUCAUUACCUUGGCAAGGGCAAGAUUUUGUGGGGCUGCCUCUAAAAAUGGCUGCUCUCGCUAAUGCACAGUGCCUCUUAACGGUGCCAAGGGCCUUCUGGCAGUUCCCUCACUGCAAGAAGCAAAUCUACAGGGAACCAGGCAGAGGGCCUUCUCAGUAGUGGCGCCCGCCCUGUGGAACGCCCUCCCAUCAGAUGUCAAAGAGAUAAACAACUACCUGACAUUUAGAAGACAUCUGAAGGCAGCCCUGUUUAGGGAAGUUUUUAAUGUGUGACAUUUUGAUGUAUUUUUAAUCUUUGUUGGAAGCCGCCCAGAGUGGCUGGGGAACAAAUAAUAAAUUGUUGUUGUUGUUGUUGUUGUUGUUAUGUUACUGGCCCUUUGACUGAUUAAACAUUUUAUGGCCUUUGGGGUGUGCUUGUGGGGUGUGUGUGAUUGGUUUGUUUUUGUUUUGUUGCGUAUUUUGUGCUGUCAUUUAGUAUUUUUAUGUUGUGAACCACCCUGUGAUCUUUGGAUGAAGGCCAGUAUACAAAUUUUAAUAAUAAUAAUAAUAAUAAUAAUAAUAAUAAUAAUAUUGUAAUCCACCCCACCUCACAUGUUGUCAGAUUACAAAUUUAAGGGCCUUUAAAAGACUAAAGAUUAAAAUUGUCAGAUUAAAACUUAAGGGCCACGUGAUCUAAUUCCUCGUGCAAAGCUCAUUCUAGAUACAACACACCUAAAGGAAUUCCAAGUACAAGACAAGGGUUUCUCUCUUCCUCUCUUGAAUGCAGGAACCAGAUGACCUCUUUGAAACCAUAGGCCAAGCCAUGCUCAAUGCGGUGGACAGAGAUGCCGUGUCAGGCAUGGGCGUGAUAGUUCAUGUCAUGUAAGUAUGCUUUUGGUUUGUUGUGGUUGGGUCUCUUUUUUUUCAGUACGUUUGCUGCAAAACAUGUCCAAGAGGUUGAUUGAUCUUCAUGGCUUAGCUGCAGGGAGAGUAGCUCUCCAGCAAGGCUGACCCAGAAAAAUGAGUCCCAUGGAAGUGAUGAAGUUAAUUUAGUUUCCCCUCCUGGUUGGGGGUAGGUUUAAAGAGCAGCACCAGGGAAAAUAGAAUUGGCAUCUGCAACAAGGGAGCUGGACUAACCUAGCUAAGCUCCUUGUUUUUCUAGUGAGUGGCCGAUGCUUGAUGGAAAUUCCCCAAGAGGUAAAAAUAUGAUUUACACUGCUGGGCAUCCGUGUGAGAUUUCACCUCCGUUUCUCCUCCUCUUUUCUUUCUUCACCAGUGAAAAAGACAAGAUUACUACCCGAACACUGAAAGCUCGUAUGGACUAAGCAAAAGGCACGGUUGUUUUGGGAUGCUCAAUAUUUUACUUGACAUUAUCUUAACGGCUGGAAUGCUCUUCUGUUAAGAAAACCGUAUAUGAUUUUGUUGUCGGAGCUCAAAAUUAUAUAUGAUGGAAAUGAGAUGUAUUGUUGGCAGAAUAAAUGUUUUCACUAAGAAUU
This is a messenger RNA of Podarcis lilfordi (Lilford's wall lizard), 7270 nucleotides long. Lineage: Eukaryota; Metazoa; Chordata; Lepidosauria; Squamata; Lacertidae. The record is from the annotation of a GenBank genome assembly.